Messenger RNA from Nerophis ophidion (straightnose pipefish), 1188 nucleotides. It is a transcript of the gene plpp6, whose product is annotated as phospholipid phosphatase 6. The record is from RefSeq and is a predicted model, not a curated record. Lineage: Eukaryota; Metazoa; Chordata; Actinopteri; Syngnathiformes; Syngnathidae. The transcript has 2 exons. Gene Ontology annotation, molecular function: sphingosine-1-phosphate phosphatase activity. The coding region runs from base 158 to 1000 and encodes 280 amino acids.
CUUUGCGAUCCCAAGCAAAAACAAAUAUGGCGUCCUAUGGGUAAUCGUACGUGAUUUGAAUACUCCGCCGUCCAAUUGACGACAUAGAGCGGCGACAAGCACUGCGGAAACACCCCCAUUGCGGUGCUGCCUCGCCGCACCUGUAUUACAAUACAAAAUGUCUUCACCGAAGGCCAAACGCCCGAGUCGCGGCGGCGGCGGCGGCGGCGGAGGAGGAAGCCCGGUGCUCGGUGCCGCCAAUGGCCGCUACGAGUUCAAGUCGCUGAGCUCCGACUCGGCCACCGCGCGCCUCCGGGCCUCGGAGAGCCCCACUCGCCGCCGGGGCUCCAGCUCCUCCACCGGCUCAGCCGGCGGACACGGGCCGUCGGAGGAGGACGGCAUCCGGCUCAACCCGUCGCUUUUCCGCGUGGCCCUCAGCUCGCUGCUGGCCAUCGACCUGUGGCUGUCCAAGCGGCUGGGGGUGUGCGCCUGGGAGGACUCGUCCUGGGGGAGUGUGCGGCCCCUCAUGAAGCUCAUCGAGGUGACCGGCCACGGCAUCCCCUGGCUGGCUGGCGCCACCUACUGCCUCUACAAGAGCGACAGUGCCGCCGGACAGGAGGUCAUGCUCAACCUCCUCCUGGGUCUGCUCCUGGACCUGGUCCUAGUUGGCGUGGUCAAGGCGACGGUGCGGCGGCGGAGGCCCGCCCACAACCGCAUGGACAUGUUCGCCACCUUCUCCGUGGACCGCUACUCCUUCCCCUCGGGCCACGCCACGCGCGCCUCCAUGUGCGGCCGCUUCCUGCUGGCGCACCUGGUGCUGGCCGCCCCGCUGAGGGUCCUGGUGCUGCUGUGGGUGGGCAUGGUGGGGCUGAGCCGCGUCAUGCUGGGCCGCCACAACGUGACCGACGUGGCCUUCGGCUUCUGGAUGGGCUACUGCCAGUACAACCUGGUGGAGAUGCUGUGGCUCUCGCCGCAGGCCCUGCAAGGGCUGCUGGGACAAUUAGCGCAGCGAGCACACUGAAGGACUGCUAUUCAUUUUAUUGUUGUCAUAUUUGAGGAACAGCUACACUGUUUUUAUGUCCUCUCUGCAUUCCUUCGUCUUACGGCGCUCUUUAUAUUGUGAUUCAUUCAGCAGCACUGUCACUUUCCACGCAAAGUCAGCAGCACGUACUGUAAACAAUCUGUCAGCAAAUAAACAUCACAAGGAGA